AUGCAUAAAAAAGUCAUAGAAAGAAAUCAAAAGGAAAAAGAAGAAGUAGAAUUUCUUAAAGAGAAUGGUUUAACAGAUAAAGAAAUCAAACAGAGAGUAAAUUCUGAAAUAUAUAAGAAACAACAUGAAAAAAUCAUAGAAGUUGCUUCUUUCUAA
Molecule: messenger RNA, 156 nt
Organism: Funneliformis geosporum
Lineage: Eukaryota; Fungi; Glomeromycota; Glomeromycetes; Glomerales; Glomeraceae
Source: the annotation of a GenBank genome assembly